Molecule: messenger RNA, 2210 nt
Organism: Camelina sativa (false flax)
Lineage: Eukaryota; Viridiplantae; Streptophyta; Magnoliopsida; Brassicales; Brassicaceae
Source: RefSeq, a predicted model, not a curated record
UAAGAACUCUAUCAUAAACCCCCCGAUAAACUUGCUCUUAAAAUGUUAAGGUUAGAAGCAAGCGAUAAGGAAAGAAGAAGAAGAAGAAGAUGCUCUCGUGUUCUGCUCUGACCGUUACUUCUUCUUCUUACCCAUUCCAUUACCUUCCUUCUUCUACUGAUCCUCCUUACGAUUCUCUACGAAACCACCCUUCUCUUUCUCUACUCCGCAAUUGCAAAACUCUCCAAUGCCUACGCAUCAUCCACGCUCAGAUAAUCAAAACCGGACUCCACAACACCAACUACGCUCUCAGCAAGCUUAUCGAGUUCUGCGUUACCUCUCCACGCUUUGACGGCCUUCCUUAUGCUAUCUCCGUUUUCGAAACGAUUCAGGAACCGAACCUGUUGAUUUGGAACACGAUGUUCCGUGGGCACGCGUUGAGUUCGGACCCUGUCUCUGCUCUGAACUUGUACGUUUGUAUGAUUUCACUUGGGCUUCUUUCUAAUUCCUAUACGUUUCCGUUUCUAUUGAAAUCUUGUGCAAAGUCCAAGUCUUUUAAAGAAGGGCAACAGAUCCAUGGGCACGUUCUGAAACUUGGGUGUGAUUUAGAUCUUUACGUACAUACUUCUCUGAUCUCUAUGUACGUUCAAAACGGGAGAUUGGAAGAUGCACGUAAGGUGUUCGAUAAAAGUUCUCACCGAGAUGUGGUUUCUUACACGGCUUUGAUCGCGGGUUACGCGUCGAGAGGCUAUAUCGAAAGUGCGCAGAAGAUGUUCGACGAAAUUCCUGUGAGAGACGUAGUGUCAUGGAAUGCAUUGAUUUCAGGAUAUGCGGAAACCGGUUACUAUAAGGAAGCAUUAGGGUUGUUUAAAGAGAUGAAGAAGACUAAUGUUAGGCCAGACGAGAGUACUAUGGUCACUGUACUUUCUGCUUGUGCUCAGUCUGGUAGUAUUGAGUUGGGUCGUCAGGUACAUUCAUGGAUUGAUGAUGAUCAUGGGUUUGGUUCAAAUCUCAAGAUUGUUAAUGCUCUCAUUGAUUUGUACAUUAAAUGUGGUGAAGUGGAGGCAGCAUGUGGUUUGUUCGAAGGAUUGUCUUACAAGGAUGUGAUUUCCUGGAAUACCUUGAUCGGUGGUUACACACAUUUGAAUCUUUACAAAGAAGCAUUGUUGUUGUUUCAAGAAAUGCUUAGAUCAGGUGAAAGUCCAAACGAUGUGACAAUGCUAAGUAUUCUUCCUGCUUGUGCACACCUUGGAGCCAUCGAUAUUGGAAGAUGGAUUCAUGUGUAUAUCGACAAGAGAGUUGGUUUGUUGUCUGCUUGCAGCCAUUCAGGUAUGUUAGAUCUUGGACGCCUUAUCUUCAGAUCAAUGACAGAGGACUACAAAAUAACCCCGAAAUUAGAGCACUACGGUUGCGUGAUUGAUCUUUUGGGUCAUUCGGGUCUAUUCAAAGAAGCGGAAGAAAUGAUAAACACGAUGCAAAUGGAGCCUGAUGGAGUGAUUUGGUGCUCCCUACUCAAAGCUUGCAAGAUGCAUGGGAAUGUCGAGUUGGCCGAAUCAUUUGCACAAAACCUCAUUAAGAUUGAACCAAAAAAUCCAGGUUCUUAUGUACUUCUAUCUAACAUUUACGCCACAGCAGGCAGAUGGAAUGAAGUAGCAAACAUACGUGGGCUCCUCAAUGAUAAAGGUAUGAAGAAAGUUCCCGGUUGCAGCUCUAUCGAAAUAGAUCCUGUUGUCCAUGAGUUCAUUAUUGGGGAUAAAUUCCAUCCACGGAACAGAGAAAUCUACGGAAUGUUAGAAGAAAUGGAGGUGUUACUGGUGGAAGCUGGGUUUGUUCCGGAUACUUCUGAAGUCUUACAGGAGAUGGAAGAAGAAUGGAAAGAAGGAGCGUUGAGGCAUCACAGCGAGAAGCUAGCUAUUGCAUUUGGGUUGAUAAGUACAAAGCCUGGGACUAAACUUACAAUCGUGAAGAAUCUAAGGGUGUGCAGAAAUUGUCAUGAGGCCACAAAACUUAUAUCAAAGAUUUACAAAAGGGAGAUUAUUGCUAGAGACAGAACUCGGUUCCAUCAUUUCAGAGAUGGUGUGUGUUCUUGCAAUGACUACUGGUAGCCAUCAUUUUAGAAGAUGAUGCUACCUGCGCUGUUGGUGAAGAACUGUAAUUUAACUGGCUUAUAUUAUAUACAUGUAAAGAAAGAGUUUUUAAAUAACAAAAGCUGGCGUAGACUUCAAAACGUA